Messenger RNA from Hyla sarda, 1405 nucleotides. RefSeq names its product actin related protein 2/3 complex inhibitor (gene ARPIN). Gene Ontology annotation, biological process: negative regulation of actin nucleation. NCBI's taxonomy places the organism in Eukaryota, Metazoa, Chordata, Amphibia, Anura, Hylidae. The coding region runs from base 153 to 836 and encodes 227 amino acids. The transcript is spliced from 6 exons. The record is from RefSeq and is a predicted model, not a curated record.
UAAUAGCCGGGCUGCUCGUCAGCAGGAAUAGUAUACAGAGGAGUGAUAGCAGGAGGGCUCUGUCCCCUCUGCUCCCCGGCAUCCCUGCACUGCUCCCUCCGGCCUCUCACCGCUGUCUCUUUCCGGCCAGAGCUGUGUGAGCUGCAGUCACGAUGAGUCGUAUCUAUCACGAUAGUGCCCUGCAGAAUAAACCAGUGCAUGAUGAGCGGGUGUCCGGGGACUGGCUGCCGGCGGGGUACCAGAGUGGACCAGGCAUUCUUUUGGAAGGGACACUAGUGGAUUACUCUCGCCAUACUAUCACAGACGUCAAAGGGAAGAAGGAACGAUGGUAUAUUCUCUACAUGAGGCCAAACAGAAUACAUCGGAGGAAGUUUGACAGUAAAGGAAAUGAAAUUGAGCCUAAUUUUAGUGACACUAAGAAGGUGAAUACUGGCUUUCUUCUGUCUUCUUACAAGGUGGAAGAGAAAGGUGAAACAGACAGACUCCAACCAGAGGAGCUGAAACGUCUGGUUAACAAGGAAGAGUUGAUGAAAAUCAGUCUAAGGUUUACCCCCAAGGACUGUGUUGCAUUUUGGCUGCCAGAAGCUGAAAUGGAGAAAACGGAACUGGAGUUUGGUGAACAAUUAAGAGUGAAAACACUGGGAGAUGGACCAUUUAUAUUUUCCUUGGCAAAAAUUGAUGCUGGAUCAGUGACAAAAUGUAAUUUUGCUGGAGAUGCUCAGACUGGAGCUUCCUGGACAGACAACAUAAUGGCCAAUAAAUCUCUCAGUGCUGAACCUGCGCCUGAGGCCCGUGGUCAAGGUGAUGGAGCUGAAGAUGAUGAAUGGGAUGAUUAAAGUACCAGCUUGUGAUUCAGUACAGUACCAAAGUGUGACCCAGCCAUCCCAGGUUGGACAUAUCAACCAAGCCUUUCUUUGAUGAAGUGUUCUGACCCAGCCAAUUCCAAUGUUUUUAAAUUUUCGGGCAAAACACAAGUUGCUGCCUUGUUUGUGUAUUGUGAUGACAGGGGUGGUCAUUCCAUGGCUUAGUCUUUCAUAUCUUUCAUAUGCUUUUUUAUGCAAUAAUGGACUGUUUAGUUUCAGUUAAUGUAUGUGUCAAUCAUGGGGUUAUAGUAUAUGGCUAAGUUCAUAUGUUGCAAAAAAAAAAAAAAAAAUGCCAAGUGUUCCCCAAUAUAUGUCCCUGGCAAUUGCAUUAAAGGUGGUUUUAAACAUAGUACUUUAGCAGGAAAGCGAAACAUAUUCCCUUAUUUUAUCAUUCCUAUUCAUUUUGAAUCCAAUUUUGGCUUCGGCUCAAAAAAAAAAAAAAAAAAAAAAACUGCAUCAAAAAUUGCAGUAGCGUUUACAGGGUAUUUUGGUAUCAGAAAAUCAUAAUUCAAUAAAACUUUCACCCUGAGACAUACAACAUA